UAUUCUCAAGCAGUGAGGCGGGUCGCACGUAUGUGGCGUUAGGAGCAGUUCGGGAAGAUUGAGGUUAGACUUUCGGUAAUCAGGCAGAAGUUAGAGUUAGAGUCGGUGUUGGGCCUCGAUUUGUUGGGUUAUAUUCGUAACGCUGACGACAAUGUCGAGGAAGCAGAACAAAUCGUGGGGUGGACGAGGAGGAAACAACUACCGCGGGAGAAACGAUCAGAACAAGCUGUACUUCGGCCACGAUGAUCGAGGAAGAAAUAUGGGAAGAGAUGGUGGACCACAUGUCGGUCCAAUCAAGCAUCGCGUUUCCUUCAAGCCUUUUCAUAGACCAAACAAUAGGGAUAUAAUGUCAAGAAAUUUGGCAUUUGCGAGUUUAGAUGAUAUUCCAAUGAUGACCGGUUCUAAUAACAAUACGAGGCAGGUGAUAAUUAAUCAGAGGAAUAAUAGAGAUAGGGGCGAUGGGAAUUGGAGGACUGUUCCCCAUGGAAGGAAUAGUUCCAUGCCGAAUAGGAAUUUCAAGGGAGGUCAGCCAGGUCCUAGGAUGCGACCUCUUCCUUUGGAACAAUUCAAUUGGUAUAAAAUUGAGAUAUCAGACGGUCGUAAGUACGAAAAAGAGUUUGUGAUAAAUACUCUAUUGAAUAUGGUACCUGAAGUCAUUCCAAUAAUGUACAAAAUAAUGGGGAAUGAUGCUGUUUUCUACGUGGAUGAUCAGAAGACAGCAAAGGCGUUAAUGAAUUGCAACCAUAAGAUUACAAUGAACGAUGGGUCUAAGUUGAAAGUGAAGAUAGUCGAAUCACGUUUCCCUGCUUGUAAGAUUGACGAUAAAUUGAAAGACAGAUUGAAGCAAGCAAUGGUUAAGAGAUAUGUACAAGAGACAAAUGCUCUGAAUUUAAGCAAGUUCCAUCUGGAUCCGGAACUUUAUACUGACUACUUUUACGCAUUGUUCCAACCCACUAUGUUGACGACCGUAUUGGAUAUUGUGGCGCAGCAUAUUCCGAAUUUAGAGGCUCUAAAUUUGGAAGGCAAUAAGUUAAAGAAUAUUGAAAGCGUGUUGGCUAAGAAAUUCUCGAAAUUGAAGAUUCUUUAUAUCGGCGAAAAUAAAAUUAAAGACAUUGAUCAACUCGAUGCCAUUAAGGAUCUGAAGUUGGAUGAAUUGAAGAUGGCUGGAAAUCCCGUCUGUAACAAGUAUAAAUCUCGACAAAAUGAUUAUGUCAGCGAUGUACGACGACGCUUUCCAAAACUGCUGCGCUUGGAUGACGUCGAAUUGCCACGACCGAUCGUCUUUGAUGUUGUUGAUGAAGCUGCCAAGAUGCCUCCACCACAGAGGAUGUUUGUUGCCGAUGGAAAAGCGCAAGAGAUAGCGAGUCAGUUUUUGCAUCAGUAUUUUACGAUAUUUGAUACUGAAAAUCGUCAACCUCUACUUGAUGCGUAUGACGAACAUGCAAGCUUUAGCAUGACGAUAAACACUGCCCACAAUAAUAAAUUGAAUGGUUAUAUCAGGGAAAAUCGAAACCUGUUCAGAGUAAAUGACAUCACCAGACGACAGAAAUUGUUAAAACAGGGGAGAUUGCAUGUAGUUUCUUUUGUAUCAGAAAUGCCGCGAACAAGGCAUUUGUUUAAUACCUUUACGAUGGACAUCUCUCUUGCUACACAAUCGAUGAUGUUCAUUACGAUAACGGGUUACUUCCAAGAACUCGAUAACAAAGACGAACUAAUUCGUUACUUUAAUAGAACUUUCAUAAUCGUCCCGGAAAGCAAAGGGUAUCGCAUUCGAAAUGAGCAGUUGCACAUUAGUCAGCCAUCCGAGGAACUAGUGAAGCAACUGCAUCAACAGUUUAGUCAGCUAAACAGUCAGCCAACCCAGCCAGAGGCACCGGCGCUGGGAUCCGCGGAAGUAGCGAAGUCCAUAGUCUCAGAACUUAGUAACGAUAUAAAGCAGCAGAUGACGAUGGCGUUAAGCCAGCAGACAAAUAUGAAUCUAGAAUGGAGUUUGAAGUGCUUACAAGAGAGGCAAUGGAACUACGACAACGCACUCUCGGCCUUUCAAGAGUGCCACAAACGUGGAGAGGUACCGUUAGAAGCGUUUACGAAAUAAACACGUAUAAAAUGGUUAAAAAUCACAAUUUCAAUCUCAUUGCAAUCUCAACAUGCAAGAAAAGUCAUGUUUAUUUUUCGUAUUGUGAUUUUUAAC
This is a messenger RNA of Wasmannia auropunctata (little fire ant), 2191 nucleotides long. Its product is annotated as nuclear RNA export factor 1-like. Gene Ontology annotation, cellular component: nucleus; cytoplasm. The coding region runs from base 152 to 2095 and encodes 647 amino acids. The record is from RefSeq and is a predicted model, not a curated record. Gene Ontology annotation, biological process: poly(A)+ mRNA export from nucleus. The transcript is spliced from 10 exons. NCBI's taxonomy places the organism in Eukaryota, Metazoa, Arthropoda, Insecta, Hymenoptera, Formicidae. Gene Ontology annotation, molecular function: protein binding; RNA binding.